AUGGACACACAUAUGGAUCAUAUCAAAACGGAGGACGAGGAAGACCAGGGGCACGGGCUACCGCACCCGACUCCGUCAUCGCAGGCACGACAGACACCGGCACCAACAAAACGACAGCCUAGCUUGACUGAGUCCAGCCGAGGGGGUAGGAGGACAGCAUCAAGCUUGACGGCCAACAGAAAGGUUUGCGACCAUUGCAGGACGAGACGGAUAAAAUGCGAUUACCAAUUCCCUUGCCAGCAGUGCCUCAAUGCCGCCUUGGUGUGCAAAAGGGACCAGGUCCCACGGAAAAGAGGUCCCAAGCCAGGUCAUGGUCGAGUCCUUGACAGGAUACGGUCAAAAGAGGAGGAAGUGCUGGGGAUAGCGUCGAGGGAGAGCAGCGUCGACUUUGAGACCACCCCGAGCAGUCUCGGCACCCCUCAGUCCACGCCUCCUGACACGCCCUUUCCGAAUCCGUCUGCUGACGCCCAACAUGGCCGCUCUGGACGGCAGAGAUACCAUCAUCUCAUCCCGCUGUGUGUUGAGGUUUACACGGCUCACCUGUACCCUCUCCUCCCUGUAGUUCACCUACCCACGCUGCAGAGCUACUGCUGUCAACCCUCGGUUCCGCCAUCUCAGAGGACGCUACUGCUCGCCUUAUCGGCUCUCACGUCCCUUCAUGUUGCAUCUCUUCCACCACCCUCCCGGCCCCCAUCAGGGAGUAAUACCGACUGGAUCAGCGCAGCAAAGUCGUUUCUGGAAGAAUGCUUGGCCACACGCCAGGCAUACGACUAUGUUGCUCACCUCCAGCUGAACGAUAUUUUGACGUCGUUUCUGCUGUCCAGACUUUACAUUGAAAUGGGGAACAGCCGAAAAGCCUGGGUGUAUCUGCGAGAAACAGGUGCUCUGGCGGCCGAGUUUGGUCUGGAUCGGGAAGAUGGAUAUGCAGGUUCGGAAGGAGAAGAUGACCUGGCGAGGAGGAGGCUGUUCUGGGCAGUUCUGAUUUCCGAGAGGAACAGGGAAUUUGCCAUCCUGAGAAACAAGCCCAUCACGAGCUUCAGACGGAAACCAGAACUGCCAACUUUUGGAUACCGGUAUGAAGAUCCGGGUGUCCAUGCUGGCUUGCUACAGCUGGCGGAGGUAUACAAGCCGGUUGGUGAGGACUUUGUCGCUGCGUGGAACGACACCUCCCCCCAAAACGAAGACUCGCCGGCCGCUCACAACAUGAAAGCCGCAAAGCUGCUGGAGCUCCAACGCCGUCUGUCACAGGUGACAGAGUCAGGGGAGGAGGCGACAGAAAUGCAAAGGGUGCAUCUCACGAUUACUCGUCAGUGGCUGAAGCUGGUUACUUGGCAACUGUCGUUCCGCGCCCACCUGCUGUCGUUCGGCAACGUCCACGAAAGCAUGCGGUUCACUUAUCCGCUCAUCAUCGCCCACGAGACGUUGUCGUUUUUGAACUCGCUGCCGCCAGGGCGCUGCUACAGUAGGAUUUCGACCAUGGAAAAGAUUUACGAGAUUGGCAUCUGGUGGCUCAAUGUCGUCGGGGCUGUGGAUAACCUCGAGCUUGGGAGGCACGGUGCCAAGACAGAUGAUAACCUUCUGGACGCUUUUGUCAGGGUUCUCAGCGUCGGCGAACAGAGCAGGGUACUGUUUGCAGAACGGCUCAAGAUGUUUGCCGCUGCUGGCGACAAGUCAGACCUCAGUUACAUGGUGGGCAGGAAGUUCUCCCAAGAGGUGAGGGAGCAAGGACACAAAGAGAUCAAGACGGAGGAGCCGGAGCCGAGAUCUGUGCCGCGAACAGCACACAGCAGCAGUAGAUACCACCACGGCGGGCCGUCGCUGGCGGUGGACACGCCCUCACCGGCGACCAAUGGGCCUCCAACGGCACCUCACACCAACGAGACACCGCCGCCGCCGUGGUUCCAGGGGUACAAUAACAGUGCCAUCACCACGCCUACCAGCUCUGGGUGGGCGUCGACGACGUCAGAGGUGAACAGUCCGGAGAUUUUGUUCAGUCCUGACAUUGUCAGUCCCGGGCCGGGAGCGACGAGCUUUGGGUAUUUUCGCUUUCCGGGGCCGAAGCCAGGGGAGGGGGCUUGA
Molecule: messenger RNA, 2079 nt
Organism: Podospora anserina S mat+
Lineage: Eukaryota; Fungi; Ascomycota; Sordariomycetes; Sordariales; Podosporaceae
Exons: 3
Coding region: 1-2079 (692 amino acids)
Biological process (GO): regulation of DNA-templated transcription
Molecular function (GO): zinc ion binding; DNA-binding transcription factor activity, RNA polymerase II-specific
Source: RefSeq, a predicted model, not a curated record